AUGCGUUCCGCUCAGUUCCUUGCCCUUGCGAUGGCCGUCGCUACCUCCGAGGCCGUCGCUACCGGCUUCAACUACGGCGCCCUCAAGGUCGAUGGCAGCCUCAAGACCCAAGCUGACUUCGAGACCGAGUUUUCCACUGCUAAGAACCUCGUUGGUACCGACCAUGCCUUCACCAGUGCCCGUCUGUACACCAUGAUUCAGGGUGGCACAACUAACGGUCCCAUCUCGGCCAUUCCGGCUGCUAUCAAGGAGAAGACCACCCUUCUCCUGGGUCUCUGGGCUUCCGGUGGUGACAUGAGCAACGAGAUUGCUGCUCUCACCAACGCCAUUUCCACCUACGGCAGUGCCUUCACUGACCUUGUCGUCGGUAUCUCCGUCGGCAGCGAAGAUCUUUACCGUAACUCCGAAAUCGGUGUCAAGUCCAACGCGGGUCCCGGUCUCGAUGCCCGCGAGCUUGUCGACUACAUCAACCAGGUCCGCUCCGCCAUCUCCGGCACUUCCCUGAGCGGUGCCCCCAUCGGCCACGUCGACACCUGGAACUCCUGGACCAACGGCUCUAACGCUGCCGUCGUCGAGGCCGUUGAUUGGCUCGGCUUCGAUGGAUACCCAUACUACGAGAACACCGACCCCAACUCCAUCGACGACGCCAAGGCGCUCUUCAACAAGGGUGUUGAUAACACCAAGGCUGUCGCCGGCGGUAAGGAGAUCUGGAUCACCGAGACUGGCUGGCCUACUACCGGCCCCACUGAGAACCUCGCUGUUGCCAGCAUCCCCAACGCCAAGCAGUACUGGGAUGAGGUUGCCUGCCCUCUUCUGGGUGUUACCAACACCUGGUGGUACAUUCUUGAAGAUGCUGGCACUACCUCCCCCAGCUUCGGUGUCACUGGCUCUGCUACCGACACCACCCCUCUCUUCAGCUCUGCCACCCGUGUCGCCGGCUCUGCUGCCGGUGCCCUGGUGAUUGCUUUCGCUCUUGCUUUGACCUUCUAA
This is a messenger RNA of Penicillium vulpinum, 990 nucleotides long. It is a transcript of the gene bgt2, whose product is annotated as GPI-anchored beta-1,3-endoglucanase EglC. Gene Ontology annotation, cellular component: extracellular region; cell surface; fungal-type cell wall. Gene Ontology annotation, molecular function: 1,3-beta-glucanosyltransferase activity; glucan endo-1,3-beta-D-glucosidase activity. Bases 1 to 990 code for a protein of 329 amino acids. The transcript is spliced from 2 exons. Gene Ontology annotation, biological process: cell wall organization; carbohydrate metabolic process. Lineage: Eukaryota; Fungi; Ascomycota; Eurotiomycetes; Eurotiales; Aspergillaceae. The record is from RefSeq and is a predicted model, not a curated record.